CGAAGGUAAUGGUGUGUUCAAUCAGUAGUGAGUUUGUUUUGGUGACUGACACAGUUUUACGGUUCGUGACCAAGGUUCCUCACUCAAAUAUUGUAUAUAGCACGAGUGUUAGUUGUGUUCAAUGAAGCUUAUUGUCAUAUGAUGUUUAUGUGGCCUGUACUGACUACACUGAUGACAAUAUUGGUCGGUGGGGGAAAUUGGCACCACUUAUUAACAUAAUGAUGUGACCCAGUGCCUACCUGUAGAUCUAAGCACUAAAGAGAGCAUCCAUGAGUCCUGGUGUGAAAAUGUUGCUUACCUCUGGGGUUUGUAAAUAGAGUUACUAACACUGUAAAGGUAGCCAACAGAUUUUACGUUAAGACUCUCGGUAUAGUGAAUGGGUGAUAACCACUUUACUUCCGCCCGACGAACAUCAUGAUUCUAUGACAGUUACUCAGAUGUUCUAAAUGCUCACCGGCCAGUUGGAGUGCAGUAGUCAGUGCGGUCACAGCCGCAGACAGCGGUGCAUUUGAGGUCCCACCUGCAGCUGGUGCAGCGACCAGUCCUACACUUGGAGUUGCAGCCGCAGAUAUUCUGGACGUCAUCAGAUCCAGCUGUGGCAGGACACACCUCCAGUGCUAGAGGUGUAUGCCGCACAUUAACGAGGGACCUGACGUAACGCCCAUGUGACGAAAGUCUUCAAGAGAGAGAAAAAAAGUGUUCUACGAUUGUUGUGGUAAGACCGAACACAGCCACAGUCUGAGAGGUACCACAGCAUCCUUAAGUAACGAUGGAGGUAAAAGAAUUGCAGUUCAUGUUUACGGGGAUCAUCUUCCUGCUGACGACGGCCACAGGGUUGAUGCCGGUGUUGAUGAGAGGGAUAGUCUCCAAAAAGAUGAUGCCUCGCUCCUCCCUCAAGAGUCGCCUCUUAUCCUGUGCUUCAUGCUUCGGUGCAGGCGUCUUCCUCUUCGUAUGCUUCAUGGGUCUCCUACCUGCAGCCGACCGCAAGUUCCACCAUUUCCUCGAGGAGCUGGGACAUACAGAUGAGAGUUGGGAGGCCUUUGCUGAAUUCCCGUGGGGAUUCUUCGUGGUCACCUGUGGUUUCCUCAUCAUCUUCACCAUCGACAAGCUGGUGCAUGCCAUGGAACACUCCCGGAGCGUAAGGAACAGAGGCUCUGGUCACAUCCUACUGAAGAAACAGCCGGAGGACACCUGCACCGAGAGUCCUAAUGGCCUAGUUACUAACGACAUGAACAAUCCUCACAAACACAAUCCUCACAAACACUACCACCACCAGGCAGGUCACGGUGUCCCAUCCUCUGUGAUCUUCCUGCUGGCUCUGGGGAUCCACUCACUCUUCGAGGGGAUGGCGGUGGGCCUGCAGACUCAGAAGGAGAAGGUGCUGGAGUUCUCCGUGGCCGUCCUGGUACACGAAGUCGUUAUGGCCUUCACGUUCGGCAUGGAGGUAAGCAAGAGUCAUAUCUUGAGCAGGUGCAACAAAAUCAUCUAUGUGAUGAUGUUUACCAGUACCAUUCCACUGGGUAUCGUCGCUGGUGUGGGUCUUCAGAGUGCUCCUUCAGAAAACAGAGAAAUUAUAUCCGCAGUGCUUGAGGCUUUUGCGACAGGUAUCUUCAUUCAUGUAAUAUUCAUCGAGAUUCUGGCGAAGGAGUUUCCUGAACACCACCACGACCGCGAAGACCACGACGACCACGACGACCACGACCACCACGACCACCACGACGACCACGACGACCACGACAACAACAACAUAUCCUCGAAGCCUUCUGAGGUUUGCCUCAUGCUGGAGAAGAUGGCGUCUAUUUGCUGCGGGAUCCUCCUCCUUAUUCUCUUAAAUGUGUUCAUGCACGCCCAUCACUAGUGCCAUGACCCCCACCAGUACCAUGUGACACACACCACUAGUGCCAUGUAACGCACACCACUAGUGCCAUGUGACACACACCUCGACUAAUGUUCAGCCCUCCGCUGAGUAGAUAGUAACUCGGUGUCUCAGUGCCAGCUCGUGGGUCAGACUGAGCAUCAGCUAUGGUCGUCUAUACUGAGGAGCAACACAUGUGUAAUACGACUUGGGGGCACUGAUGAUGUUGUAUGAUGCUACAAGUUGUCGUAACACCACAACGGCACUGUUUCUCACCAUACUUCCUCACUUAACUGAAAAUUCACUCCUUAUCUCACAAUACUCUUAACUAAAGCCUGUAUAUUAUACUGUAGAUACUGAAAUAAUAUACAGAUCAUUUCAAGAAUGAAAUGUUUGUCGAUACUGUGAUAUAAAAGUACGUCACCUCUCGCAACCUUCCGAGACCAAAAUGUCCAUUAAUAAUGGUUGUACCUCAAUUUCGAUUU
Homarus americanus (American lobster) is the source of this 2340-nucleotide messenger RNA. Its product is annotated as zinc transporter ZIP1-like. Bases 770 to 1858 code for a protein of 362 amino acids. The record is from RefSeq and is a predicted model, not a curated record. Gene Ontology annotation, biological process: zinc ion transmembrane transport. The transcript has 9 exons. NCBI's taxonomy places the organism in Eukaryota, Metazoa, Arthropoda, Malacostraca, Decapoda, Nephropidae. Gene Ontology annotation, cellular component: plasma membrane. Gene Ontology annotation, molecular function: zinc ion transmembrane transporter activity.